GCCCGCUGCUGCCCACUGCUGUCCAAUCCCUCUCGUGAUGCGCGCCUCGCCCAAUGACACGACAGCCGCGGCGGGCCAUGUGCCGCCUCGACGUCAGGGGCGCUCGCCGCGAAAAGCAAUGUUGCCGUGUCGGCAGUAGACGGACGCAUAAAGGCAUAGAGGCUCCCCUCGGCGACGCCGCGAGGUGCGCAGCAUGGCCGGCUCGCAACACGUCCCGCUGUCGCGCACCGCGUCCGCCGAGAGCACGCCCUCGCAGCCCAGCACCGCGUCAUGGCAGCCCCCGAGCGGCCACAAGGCGCGCGCGCCCGAGCCCCAGGCCGGCACCGAGAGCGUCGAGGUCAAGCUGAGCCCGCUGGGAACGGCCGCCCUCGCUCCCACGCGCCCCGCAGGCCUCACUGCGCGGCGGCCGUCCAGGGCGUCCGACAGCCUCAAGGACUUCUUCGCGCGGGGCAGCAGCAGCAUGCACGGCGGCGGCGGGUCUGCCAUUAUCGACCAAGACGUCGACGCGACCCCUCUAGCGGCGUCCCGGUACCCGUGUUCCCUGUCGGAAGCCAAGUCGCCGUCUGACGUCGACGCGGCCGAACACCGCCUGUCCUGGUCUUCGCUGUACACCAUCGGCUCGGCCAUCUACGCCAACACGCGCGGCCACUCCUGGAGCGGACGCAGCUCGAUAGUCGGCAGCGAGCCAGACGGCGCAUCGACCCUCGCAGCAAAAAUGUCCGAGUCGCCCGCCCCACACGGCACCGGCACCGGCACCACCGCGACGACGUCGCUGAACGUGACGACCCAGAGCCAGCACGGCUCGCUGGGCCCGAAAGCGUCGCCCACCGAGCUGCUCUUCCCGCCGGACCAGCAGCCCGUCACGUCGCCCACCGCCGUCUCGCCCACCACCGUCUCGCCCACCACCACCGCCACCACCGUCUCGUCCACCACCGCCGUCUCGUCCGCCACCGCCGUCUCGUCCACCGCCGGCUCGUCCACCACCGGCGCCGCCGCGGCGCCCCAGCCUCUGAGCCUCCACGCCGCGCCGCGGCGCUCGCGCUCGCGCACCACCCACCGCCGCGUCAGCGCGAGCACCGCCGCCAGCAGCAGCCCCGCCAGUCUCGGCAUGCGCGAGCCCAAGAAGCCGAUGAAGGGCAUCAUCGGCGUGUGCGCGCUCGAGAGCAAGGCCCGCAGCAAGCCCGCCCGCAACAUCUUCGGCAAGCUGGUCGACGACUUUGAUGUCAAAAUCUUCGGCGACAAGAUCAUCCUCGACGAGGAUGUCGAGAACUGGCCCGUCUGCGACUUCCUCAUCUCCUUCUUCUCCGACGGCUUCCCGCUCGACAAGGCGAUUGCGUACGUGCGUCUGCGCAAGCCCUUCUGCGUCAACGACCUGCCCAUGCAGCAGGUCCUGUGGGACCGCCGGCUGUGUCUCUCGAUCCUCGACCGGCUGACGGUGCCGACGCCGAAGCGCAUCGAGGUGAACCGCGACGGCGGGCCCAAGCUGCCCUCGCCCGAGUUCGCCAAGCAGCUGCACGACCGAACGGGCCUCAGCCUCCCGGGCGCCAGCGACGGCACGGGCGGGGGCAUCCCGCCGCCGAAGAAGAUGGAGAUGAUGGACGACGGCAACACCAUUUUUGUCGACGGCCAGACGCUGACGAAGCCCUUUGUCGAGAAGCCCGUGAGCGGCGAAGACCACAACAUCCACAUCUACUUCCACGCAAAGGACGGCGGCGGCGGCCGCAGGCUGUUCCGGAAAAUCAACAACAAGAGCUCCGAGAGGGACGACUCGCUCUCCGUGCCCAGAUGCAUCACCGAGCCCGACACCAGCUACAUCUACGAGCAGUUCUUGCAGGUCGAGAACGCCGAGGACGUCAAGGCGUACACGGUCGGGCCCACCUUUUGCCACGCCGAGACGCGCAAGUCGCCCGUCGUGGAUGGCCUUGUUAAGCGCAACCCGAGCGGCAAGGAAGUCCGCUACGUGACCAAGCUCAGCGACGCAGAGGCGCAGAUGGCCGCGAGCAUCUCGGAGGGCUUUGGCCAGCGAGUGUGCGGGUUUGACCUCUUGCGCGCCGGCGACAAGAGCUACGUCAUCGACGUCAACGGCUGGAGCUUCGUCAAGGACAACGGCGACUACUACGACAAGGCCGCAAACAUCCUCAGGGACAUGUUCCUGAGCGACAUUUCGCGCAAGCAACGCAAGGACGCCGCCGCCCAGGGUGCCGCCGGCGACGCACAGGGCGGCUCGGACAGGGGCGAAUCGAGAAAGAGCGUGUCAAGCCACCGCCAGGCGCUAAAGGGGUUGUUCAAGAGUCCUAGUAUGUCAAGAAUGGGCGACCACCACCACCACCACCGCCACUCCCUGCAUCUCCCCCACAUACGCCAGGCCAGCACGAUGCCCCCCUCUCCUGAGACCUCGCUAAGCAACACCCCCAUCGCAGCUAGUCCCAGUCUCGAGAAGCCCGAUCCCGCCGCGGCGCUCAGUCCGCCGGCCCCUGGUGCCAUCCCGCCUGCGCCCGCCUCGGAGCCAGACCUCUUGCCGCCGCCUGCCGUUGGCGACGAGGAGCACGCCCGUGGGACGGAGAGAUCGCACUCGGCCGCCGAUCAGGUCCCCGUGCCCCCGCCAGCCUCCAAGGCGCAGUGGAAGCUAAAGGGUGUCGUGUCUGUCAUCCGCCAUGCCGACCGCACGCCAAAGCAAAAGUUCAAGUACACGUUCCACGCGCAGCCGUUUGUCGAUCUGCUCAAGGGGCACCAAGCCGAGGUUUUGCUGAUUGGCGAGCCCGCGCUGCAAAGCGUCAGCGACGCCGUCAAGGUUGCCCUGGACGGCAAGUUGGAAGACGCCAAGAAGCUGCGCGAGCUGCAGCUGUAUCUGCAGAAGAAGGGUCCGUGGCCUGGCACAAAGGUGCAGAUCAAGCCCAUGUUCCGCAAGAGGCGAAAGGACGAGCUGCUGCCAGGCGAGACGCUCCCCGAAGAGUCGCCCGAGAGGCAGAGACAAGGCUCGACGUCGAGCGUCGUCCGCGACGCAGGCAACGAGAGCAGCAACGAAAACGACGCGGAGCGUUUGAAGAACAGGAGCGACUCCAUGUCCGGCGUCACGCUGUCCCGCAUCACCGCGCAGGACAACAACAUGGUCCUCGACAAGCUGCAGCUGAUCAUCAAGUGGGGCGGCGAGCCUACCCACUCGGCUCGCCACCAGACGCAGGACAUGGGCGCUAAUCUGCGCAACGAUCUGCUGCUCAUGAACCGCGACGUCCUCGACGAGGUGCACAUUUUCAGCAGCUCAGAGCGCAGGGUGACCACGAGCGCCCAGAUCUUUGGGGCAUCCUUUUUGGAGAAGGACCAGUACCCGGCUGAGCAGAUCCACGUUCGCAAGGACCUGUUGGACGACUCCAACGCCGCCAAGGACGUCAUGGACAAGGUCAAGAAGAGGCUCAAGACGCUCCUCCGCGCCGGCGACAAGGCGCCGCCGCAAUUCGCAUGGCCCAAGGAUGUUGCGGAGCCGUACAUUGUUGUUCGCCAGGUCGUGGCUCUCAUCAAGUUCCACCAGCGCGUCAUGAACCACAACUUCAAGAAGAUCGAGUCCGAGGCCAUGGCCUCCCUCAACGCCGUCAGCUCGCCGCCCGGCCCCGAUGGCCAGCCAGGGCAGUCCAAGUACACCAACGUCAACCACAUCCAGUCCCGCUGGUGCUGCAACGAGGGUCCCGAGCUGUUCAAGGAGCGCUGGGAGAAGCUCUUCAAGGAAUUCAAGGAUGCCGAUAAGGUCGAUCCUAGUAAGAUCUCUGAGCUCUACGACACUAUGAAGUUUGACGCUCUCCACAACCGCCCCUUUUUGGAAUGGGUCUUUACGCCCGACGACACCUUCAUCGACGAGGAUGCCGUUGCGGACGGCCCCAAGCAGAAGACGUCCGAGGAACCACCGACGCUGGAAGCGAAGCCCGAAGCAAAGGAAGCCGAGAAGCCGCACGAGCGAGGGAGCAUUGCCCGCCGCAUGGGCUUCCGACGCCCAUCAGAGGUGGUCGCGGUGAGGCCUGCUGCGCCACCUUCUUACGUCAAUGAGUCGUACUUUAAGCUCUACACGGGCAUGGGCAACGCUGCCUCCAAGGCCGCAAUGGACACGCGGCUGGUCAAGCUGCGCGACAUGUACCACCUCUGCAAGGUGCUCUUUGACUACAUCGGCCCGCAAGAGUACGGCAUCGAGUCGGAGGAGAAGCUGGAGAUUGGUCUGCUCACCUCGUUGCCUCUGCUCAAGGAGAUUGUCGGCGACCUCGAGGAGCUGCAGGCAAGCGAGGCGCCAAAGGCCUUCUUCUACUUCACAAAGGAAAGCCACAUCUACACGCUUCUCAACUGCAUCCUCGAAGGCGGCAUCAAGACCAAGAUUGAGCGCAACGCCAUCCCUGAGCUGGACUACCUGUCGCAGAUCAAUUUCGAGCUGUACGAGUCUGAAAACGCAAGCACAGACGACGCACCGCACACGUUCAACUACAGCAUCCGCAUCACGCUUUCGCCUGGCUGUCACGCCUUUGCGCCGCUGGAUGUGCAACUCGACUCCCGCCAUAUGAUUGGCUUCUCGCCCCGCCGCAGUCUCACCGCACAUCAAGACUGGAAGGAAGUCCUCGAGACGCUGCGGGCCAAGUUCCACACUGUCAAGCUGCCCAAGUCCUUCGUCGCCAUUGAUCUCAGCGAGAAGGAAGCAUUCGAGCGCCGCGGCAACGGCACCAACGGCAACGGCCUGAAGAAGGAGAGCGUCGAGCCCGAGGCUGGCGAGAGGGGCAGGAGCGAGGGGAGGCGCGCGAGCGCGCAUGCGCAUGUGCUGCCUGUGGCGGAGCUGCCGCCGCCGGCGCUGGAUUCGUGAAGAAGUCCCGAGGAAGGCGUGCAUGGAGUGGCGUCUGGGACGGCGUAAGAAGGAAGAGGUGCAUUCAUUAGAGGUGAGCAGGCGCAUUCUCUAGAGGUUGAGCAGGCGCAUUCUCUAGAGGUUGAGCAGGUGCAUUCUCUAGAAGUUGAGCAGGUGCAUUCUUUGGAGGUUGGGCAGGUGCAUUCUUUAGAGGUUGGGCAGGUGCAUUCUUCAGAGGUUGGGCAGGUGCAUUCUUUGGAGGUUGGGCAGGUGCAUUCUUUAGAGGUGGCGUUACGAAGGUAAAGGUGCAUUCUUCAAGGGUUGAGCAGGGGUUGCAUUCAUCAGUGGUUCGACGACAACCCUGGACUAGACUCAAAGCAGUAAUGCACAGAUCGUUAUGCUCGAGACGAAUUCUGGCCACCAAACAUGCACUUCUGCUGGUCAAAUCCAUUCAAUUUGCC
This is a messenger RNA of Didymella exigua CBS 183.55, 5271 nucleotides long. RefSeq lists its product as uncharacterized. Gene Ontology annotation, molecular function: diphosphoinositol pentakisphosphate kinase activity; inositol hexakisphosphate kinase activity; 5-diphosphoinositol pentakisphosphate 1-kinase activity. The record is from RefSeq and is a predicted model, not a curated record. Bases 194 to 4831 code for a protein of 1545 amino acids. Lineage: Eukaryota; Fungi; Ascomycota; Dothideomycetes; Pleosporales; Didymellaceae. Gene Ontology annotation, cellular component: cytosol. Gene Ontology annotation, biological process: inositol phosphate biosynthetic process; inositol metabolic process. The transcript is spliced from 2 exons.